GGCGCCAUCUUCCGCGGCGCGGAUUGAAUGAGCGCGCCGCACCCGGGCCGCCGAGGUGAUCCUCCUGCCGCCGCCGCCGCCGCCAUGGCGUCUCUGCCGCCCCGCGCGGGGCCCGCCACGCCGCUGUCGCCCACGCGCCUGUCUCGGCUGCAGGAGAAGGAGGAGCUGCGGGAGCUUAACGACCGCCUGGCACACUACAUCGAUCGCGUUCGCGCGCUGGAGCUGGAGAACGAUAGGCUGCUGCUCCGGAUCUCCGAGAAGGAGGAGGUGACCACUCGCGAGGUGAGUGGCAUCAAGACCCUGUACGAGUCGGAGCUGGCUGACGCCCGGCGGGUACUGGAUGAGACAGCCCGUGAACGUGCCCGGCUGCAGAUUGAAAUCGGAAAGGUGCAGGCUGAGCUAGAGGAAACCAGGAAGAGUGCCAAGAAGCGGGAAGGUGAGCUCACAGUGUUCCAGGGCCGAGUGAAGGACCUGGAGUCCUUGUUCCACCGGAGUGAGGCCGAGUUGGCUGCAGCCCUCAGCGACAAGCACGGCCUGGAGACAGAGGUGGCAGAGCUGCGAGCGCAGCUGGCCAAGGCAGAGGAUGGUCACGCUGUGGCCAAGAAGCAGUUGGAGAAGGAGACCCUGAUGCGCGUGGACCUGGAGAACCGCUGCCAGAGCCUGCAGGAGGAGCUGGCUUUCAGCAAGAGUGUGUUUGAGGAGGAGGUGCGGGAGACCCGACGGAGGCAUGAGCGGCGCUUGGUGGAGGUGGACAGCAGCCGGCAACAGGAGUAUGACUUCAAGAUGGCUCAGGCCCUGGAGGACCUGCGCAGCCAGCACGCUGAGCAAGUGCGUCUGUACCGGCUGGAGCUGGAACAGACCUACCAGGCCAAGCUGGACAACGCCAAGCUGAUCUCGGACCAGAAUGACAAGGCAGCCCGUGCAGCCCACGAAGAGCUCAAGGAGGCCCGCAUGCGCGUGGAGUCCCUCAGCUACCAGCUCUUAGGUCUCCAAAAGCAGGCCAAUGCCGCAGAGAACCACAUCCGAGAGCUGGAGGAGGCCUUGGCUGGGGAACGUGACAAGUUCCGCAAGAUGGUGGACACCAAGGAGCGGGAGGUGACAGAGGUGCGCGACGCCAUGCAGCAGCAGCUAGCGGAGUACCAGGAGCUGCUGGACGUCAAGCUGGCCCUGGACAUGGAGAUCAGCGCCUACCGCAAGCUGCUGGAGGGCGAGGAGGAGAGGCUUAAGCUGUCCCCCAGCCCUUCAUCACGCGUCACCAUCUCUAGGGCCACCUCGAGCAGCAGCAGCAGCGGGGUUAGCAUGUCUGUGGGGCAGGGCCGGGGCAAGCGCCGCCGGCUGGAGACUGAGGACACCCCAGGCUCACCCAGCAGUGCCUCCAGCGUGAGCAGCGGCUCCUCACUGGCCCAGCAAGCUGUGGCCAUGGGUGUUGUGAGCAUCGACGAGGUGGACCUGGAGGGCAGGUUCGUGCGCCUUAAGAACUCUUCAGACAAGGACCAGUCUUUGGGGAACUGGAGGAUCAAGAGACAAGUUCUUGGGGGUGAGGACAUCGCCUACAAGUUCACACCCAAGUAUGUCCUGCGGGCCGGCCAGAUGGUCACGGUGUGGACAUCUGGUGCAGGGGCUACCCACAGCCCCCCAUCAACCCUUGUGUGGAAGAGCCAGAGCAGCUGGGGUUCCGGGGAGAGCUUGCGCACUGUCCUGGUCAACGCAGAUGGCGAGGAGGUAGCCGUGCAGGCUGCGAAGCAGUCGUCUGUCCAGGGGCGAGAGAAUGGGGAAGAGGAGGACGAGGAAGAGGCAGACUUUGGCGAAGAAGACCUGUUCCACCAGCAGGGGGACCCAAGGACUACCUCAAAGGGCUGCCGGCUGAUGUGAAACCUCCCCCACGGUUACCAUGGUCCCCAGAGCCCCUAAAAUUAUUUUUUUAUGGUCUGCUCUCACUAGCCCUUGGUACAUUUCUAGACGACUGUUAAGCAGCCGUGAGAAUGUGGGUGGCUCUGCUGGGUUUCCAAGAUGGAGGUGUCCUGCCCACAGGCCUCACCUGGCCCCAUGAUGAUAUAGAGGCUUGGGCUGGGAACCUGCAGCCUGAGGGACUUGGGCCUGGAUCUGGGGCAAGAGAAUGGCUGCUAGCUCAGGGUGGACCUUGGAGGAAACUGUGGUGAUUCAGUCAUUCUCUUUGAAGCCUUUCAAAUCAAAUCAAAUUCAGAAUCCAAGAGGUCUAUGGGUUCACUAGCCUCUCAGGAUGUGGUGGCUCUUAGGACAUGAGGCAGGCUCUCUCUCUCCUGGAGUUGAUGGCACUGACGGAGCACCUGAACCCAGGGGUGUCCAGCUUUGUGCUCUGAGUCUGAGGGCUUUAUAACAGUCCCCAGCUUCAGGGCAUCCAUAAGCUUCUCUGGGCCCGGAUUCUAAAAUGUUCUAGUCCCUUCUAAAGCUGAAGACCAAGAAGGAGGGAACUCACACGUGGGAGGACUCCUCCCAUCCUAAGACUGAGGGGACAGGCAGAUUGUGGGCAUUGUGCCUUUAGGAUCAAAGGCUGCGGGUUCCCAGCCAGUGACUGCUCACAAGAGUGUGGCCAGGCUGUGCUCCUGGCCUCACCUGUAUGUACACUACGUGGCCCCUCUGUGCCCCACCCCGAUGGCGAGGCCUGUCAACUUAGCGCCAGGAGUCAGCCAUUUUCGCCUGUCACUUCCCUACCACUGACACAUGGUAUUUUUUUAAAGAAUAUUUAUUUUUUUACAUCAAUCAGUAACACAGCUCACUGGGACGCCGCUCUGGGGGUUCAGGCCUGGAGCUGCCAUGACUUGGGGUUACCUAUGACAGCUUCCUUUACUGAGCUGUAGGGAGUGCUGUUUCCCUCUUGGUACAGCUGAUAGUAGGAAGACUUUAGUUAGGCCUGGUCUCCCUCAAGGCAAGAGCUUGUGGCCACAGGAUGCCACCACUGCCACUGAACUCCAGAACCCACCAGCCACCUCCUGCUUUUAGAUACCUCCAUUUUCUUUGUGACCGGUGUUGGAUCCUGGAUAGCCGUGGCUGGCUGCAGAAACUGCAGCCCUGCCCAUAGGGCAGGUGCCCUCCGGUUGUACUCCGCACUGGAGCUAGUUUCUUAUGUUUGAGGAGCAGGUCUAGAGUAAUCUGCACGUCCUCAGAGGUCUGUUUCUGGCCCCGGCUAGGGGAGGUGGUUACCAGAGUGGCACUGCUGCUGGGGAGCCGCCUGGACUGCGCACAUCGCUCAGCUCUGCAGUGUUUCUUUUAUAAGAUGCAUGCCAAGCGUAUGUUCCACCCUUUCUUUUCCUCCUGUGAUUUGUAAUAUACAUUUUACAACUGGAAACUUUUGUACACUCAAAUAAACACUGAUUUUUUAACUGCA
Molecule: messenger RNA, 3364 nt
Organism: Arvicanthis niloticus (Nile rat)
Lineage: Eukaryota; Metazoa; Chordata; Mammalia; Rodentia; Muridae
Source: RefSeq, a predicted model, not a curated record